CACAUACUAAGUAAGUAAAAGUGAAACUAAACUAAAAGCAGUCAGGGCACAGGAGAAAGGACACACAGGACAGCUAUCUGGUAGAUCCAAAUGUUUUUUACUCUUCACUGAUUUCACUUCUAACAUCACGGACAUGUCAAACACAAGGAGAAUUGUCAUAUUGGGGAAAACUGGAGCUGGAAAAAGCAGCCUGGGAAACACCAUAUUUGGAGAGGAAGAUCGGUUCAUGAUCGGCCACACUCUAAACUCUGAAACAAGAGAAUGUCAAGCAGAAACCAAAUCUGUCAACGGAAGAAACAUCACUUUGAUCGACACUCCUGGUUUCUUUGACACAGAUAGAUCUGAGGAGGAGCUGGAGGAUGACAUGGCGAGGUGUAUCACAGAGUGCGCUCCUGGGCCUCAUGCUUUUCUUAUUGUGCUUAAAGUGGAUAGAGUCACAGAGCAGGAGCAGGCUGUCAUCACAAAAAUAAACCAAUACUUUUCUGAAGAAGUCUUCAAAUAUGCAACAGUUCUCUUCACUCAUGGUGACCAGCUCCCUGAAGGACAGACAAUUGAGGAUUUUUUACGCAAUAAUAACAUUAUGAGUGAUCUGAUGGAGAAAUGCGGAGGCCGCUGCCACGUCAUUGAUAAUAAAUACUGGAAGAACAACCAGCAGGAUGAAUACAGGAACAACCAGUUCCACGUGGAGGAGCUACUUAAAACAAUAGACACGAUAAUUGAAGCAAACGAAGGAAGCUGCUACACCAAUGAGAUGCUACAAGCAGUGGAGGAAGAAAUACAACAAGAGGAGGAGCUCAUUAGACAGUCAUCAGGAAACAUGUCAGAGGAAGAAGUCAGCAAGCAGGCUAAGGGCAGAGUAUCUAUCAAACUGGCAGGUGCUGCAACAGGUGCAUUGCUUGGAGCUUUUUUUGGUGUAGCAGUGAUGGUUAAAGUAGUUGUCGCAGCUUUAAAGGCAGGGCUAGCUAUAGCCAAAAUAGUCACAGCAGGAUUAGCAGCAGCAAAAGAAAUAGGAGCAGCAGCAGGAGGAAAUGCAGCAGAAAUAGGUGCAGAAGCAACAGGAGGAAUAAGAGCAGAAGCAGAAGUAGUAAUAGAAGCAGCAGCAGAAAUAGGAGCAGAAGUAGCUAAAGGAAUAGGAGCAGCAGCAGCAGGAAAAACAUUAGUAAAAAUAGGAGCAGCAGGAGGAGGAACAGGAGCAAAAGUGGCGGGAGCAGCUGGAAAAUCAUUAAUCGGUGUUACAGUGGCAUCUGCUGUAGUGGGAGCGGUGGCAGGAGGUUUUAUAGGAUAUUUUGCAGUUGAGGAAGCAGACACACUAUCAGAAGCAGCAAAGAGGGCAGCAAAGGCUGUCAAAAAUGGAUUCAAAUGUAUUGCAGAUGAAGUAAAUGAUUUUAGCGUGUGAAUAUGUUUAUUCAUAAGUAAUAUAUAAUGGGUUGUAAUAAAUGACUGAGCUUUACUAACUAACUUUAGUCGCUUAUUCUUGUUUCACAAGCUAACCACAGUGUCUGUUUGACAGUCUUAUUUAGUGCAUGCGUAUUGUAAGCUGUAGCCACUAAGAUAAAACAUUUUUAACAGCAUUCAUAGAUUAAAUCUUUAAAAUUGUUUAAAUCAAAGUAGUGUACACUUCUGGCUGGAUUUCUGUCUGCGUUGAAACAUUGCUUGCUGUUUCCUGUUGCAGAAGCUGACCAGGAAAUGUCAUUUAAUGUAUGUACAGCAUCAUUUUAAUAGUUGUGGUUCUUUGUGAUUGCAAUGUGUCACCGAUACAAAUAUGACCAUCGAAUAAAUUGAAACCUAUGAAAAGUU
This is a messenger RNA of Sebastes umbrosus (honeycomb rockfish), 1797 nucleotides long. Its product is annotated as GTPase IMAP family member 7-like. The record is from RefSeq and is a predicted model, not a curated record. The transcript is spliced from 2 exons. Gene Ontology annotation, molecular function: GTP binding. Lineage: Eukaryota; Metazoa; Chordata; Actinopteri; Perciformes; Sebastidae. The coding region runs from base 134 to 1396 and encodes 420 amino acids.